Molecule: messenger RNA, 3261 nt
Organism: Cercopithifilaria johnstoni
Lineage: Eukaryota; Metazoa; Nematoda; Chromadorea; Rhabditida; Onchocercidae
Source: the annotation of a GenBank genome assembly
AUGAACGUAGUGCCAGAUAUGGAUGACUUGUUGAAUGAGCUUGAAGCUGCUGAAACGUCUGAGAAGCUGAAGUAUGGUGCGAGUGAUCCAGUAACGAGCCCAAAAGUGGUUCUUUUGGAUUCUGCGAAUGAUUUUAAUGAAAAGCGAAAUACUACACAUGUCCUGCAUGACGAUCAUAUCGAAGAGGCUGACAAUAUAGCUACUGUUGAUAUCGAUGCAACAAGCGUUCUAUAUGAUAUUAUCACUUGUUUAUCAGCCAAUGAAAAUGGCAGUUUACGCUGUAGUGUAGAGGCAAAACCGGACGAUAUUGCAGAACAAGUUACUGAAAUUUUAAAAGAUUCAACAAGUGAAAAUUUAAUUUCGGAGAGCAUUGGUGAUUGUAAAAAAGAUAGUACGAGGGAUAGUUUAUCGGAUCAUCCGAGCUCAUGUUCUAAUGUUGUUUUGAAUGAAUGCAAGGAAACUAAUUUUGGGAAACUCUUCAAUAAGGUUACCGAAGUGGACAGAAUAGAUGAGCAGUACGCUGAAAUGGAACAGUAUUUAGACAGCUGUGACACGAAUGAUACUUCUCUGGAUAUUUCGGAACAGCCGUACCUGAUACCUGAUACGGAAGUUGUGUUUUCUUCAACGAAAGAGAUUAAAGGAGAAAUAAUUACUCUCGAAGAAGCAGCCCCAUCUACCAGCGGUGACGAGCAAUUAGUCGAUUGUACAGAAGAUUCAGACUUAGGUGAUGCACAAAAAAAUGCUAGUUUAUCCGUUAGUGCAGUCAAGAAAUCAGACGAAAAUAGAGAAGAAUUUCAAGGAAAUGAUAAUGAGGAAAAACAGCAAUCGGAAUUGGUAGAAGAUGAUAGUGAUAAUUCGAUAAGCGAAUGUGAGAUAUCAGUGCCGGUCGUUGAUGAGGCUCAAGCUGUCUCUGUAGUCUCGAGUACGCAUGACAUAUCGCAUGAUCUCGGAAUAAAAUAUUUGACUGAAAGCGAGCGUCAACUUGGAAAGGCAUAGAAUCGCGUUUUUCAGAAGAAACCAACAUGGAUAGCCGAUAAGGAAAUGUUGUCGUGCAUGUUAUGCUGCAAUAAAUUUACAGUUUUCAUUAGACGACAUCACUGUAGAUGUUGUGGUCGUGUGUUAUGUGCUCGUUGUACCACUCGGAAGGCAUCGUUGUCGUAUGUCAAUAAUCCAAAAAAGGAACACCGGGUUUGUGAUCCAUGUUUCGAAACAUUAAAACGCAUCGAGGAGUCUGAAAAGGACAUAAAAACACGUGAGUCAACAGAUACGAAUGAAAAUGGUCAUUCAUCAGAUAUAAGUCCGGCUACAAAACCAGUGUUGAAAUCAAGAGGGAAACCAGAAAAUGCUAUCAGUACUACCGAUGAUCAAGGCUCAUCAUCUAAUGACGCAGCACAUAGUGGUUCUUCAGUAAAGCGAAGCGUUACAUUUCGCGAUGGUCUUCAUCCUGGUUACGGUUCCAAUGACACUCAAACAUCAAUUACUGAUAUGGGUUCUUCGAAGCCAAAGAAGCAUGACUCGAAAAGACAUCAUGUAUCACGGCGCCUGCAACAGCUUCAUGUCACUGAGGAAUGUGUAUGCCUUCUGCCUGGUGGUUGCUUGGCUUCUUCCGAUGCAGAGAAAACAUCAGCUGUCGAUAAUCGACAUAGUAAAAUCGAAAAGAGUUGUUUAUAUCUGCGAAGUAAUGAUGGUACCAUAAAGGGAUGUGAUAAUAUUCAGGAACAAAUUACUUCGUUGAAAAAUUUUGAAGCUCUUGAAAUGAUGAUUUUCCGAAAUUUGUGGUGUAGCAUCAAGUUAUGUAAAUAUGAAAACAAGACUGUGAUGUGUAUUAUAUCGAGAGGAAUGUCAUUUGUUGGGUUGGAUGAAAUCUUUCUUGCUUAUUACUGUGAUACGGAGCUCAUCGAAUUACCAGUCGAUUAUCUGUGGAGGAUUUACGAAAUUUAUCAGGAUGCACUCACUCCCCGUAAUGAGUCAUCAGAUGAAGAAUUGGGAAUACGAUUGGCGCACAACCGUGUUCCAACACUGAAUCGGACAGUUCGGUUUUCAAAUGUCGAGAAGCCGGUAGCACGAGACAUACUUCUGUUUAGACCAUCUGUUCAGUCAUUUAAAAAUCUCUUGGUACCUUCCUCGUCAUUUUUGGUUGCAACAUUCAUUUAUCAGUCCGAAUCGAUUUGGGCAAAUGUGAUACCACAACGACUUCUCUUUAGAAUUGGUCUUCAAGCUUCAUUUUAUCCUACAUCAAUCAUAAAUGAUUUCAAUCGAGAACCGGUGUAUAAUUCAAUAUUUGAUGCAACCGUCUUGAAAAUGUUCAAUGAUUUUCGGAAUUGGCGUUUCCAAAUGCCUCUUAUACCUGGUAGCACGUUAACGGUACAUGAUAACAGCGAAUCUACCCUAAUUAUCCCAACUUGGGCGUUGGAAGAGAUCAUUAAAUUAAUCAAAGCAAAUAAAAAUAUGGUUGCGUGGGGUCUCGAUUUUAGUCCUGAUGCUGAUAGCUAUCUUGUCUGCAAGCAGGAUAAUGCUGGUUGUUUCAGCUCACAAAUUCUCACAAAUGGCAUCGAAAAUCGAAAAGUAACUGGCGCUUCUUUUAUUGUUAUUGAUGGAGCUUUGAAAGAUAGCGAAGAGCCAUUUUCCAUGAAUGUUUUGGAAGACGGCAUGACAAUUCGUUUUCGAUCAGAUGUAAUGGAAUCACUUAUUGAAGCACUUUCGAUUGGACAGGAUUUCGAACACAAUUCAUCGGCAAUGAAAUUUUCAGUUAAAUGGGAUGAUGAUCCAUAUACACAGCAGCUUAUUGGUGGAUUGGUAUCACCAAUUGAUAAUCGUUCAUUAAUCGGUUGUUGCCAAUACGGCUUGAAAAAAUCAAGAAUUUUGGGGUCGUCAUAUCUAAUACCGGAUCAAGCGUAUUGGUCCCUUAGACUGGUCAGUGUGUACAAUGUUGGGAAAGGCCGAUUCGUCCAGCGUGUUCAGUCAAAAGUUUUCAGUGUCAGUGAACAAGUCACUGCGCAAAUUGCAACAACACUAGUACCUUUCACCGCUGCUCUCAUAGAACAUGAUUUGAGGCAUAUUUUCUUUCGUAUUCGCGUUACUGCAGAAGAUGCUGAAUAUAAGACACAGCCUUGGCCUGGUAUGGAAAAGGAGUUUGCUGCAUGGUUGGAUUUUCUGGACUACCAGAUAGUACCAGGCCUAUUUACUGUUUGCUCAUACGUAACAGUCGGAUUUCAUGCUGAACUUCAUAUGGCUUUGAUUUCAAUCCGACCAAACCCGUGA